AUGUGCGGCUUAGAUGCUGCUCCACGAGUGUUCCUUGUGACUACCAUGUGGGAUUCGUUAGGUACAGAGCAUUGUGAGGGGUUACUUCGAGAAUCACGAUUGGUGUCCACAAGAGAGUUCUGGGGUCGGUUUUGUCGAUAUGGCAGCCAAACGAAUCGAUGGCGUGGGGACGAGUCAUCUGCCCUUUCGAUAAUCGAUGCAUUAAUUACUCUGAGCGACAGGAAAGGUUACAAAACCCUUUUAAUUCAGAGAGAGAUUGUUGACGAAAAGAAAUCCCUGAAAGAGACAACUGCUGGACAAGAGCUGAUGGCAGAGUACGUAACGGGCGAGAAUAAAUUAUUGGAUGAACUACGAUCACUUCAAUCCGAGGCGCAAGACUGUCCGUCUGAGAUAAAAAGUUGUUUUUCAGAGCUCAGAAGAGAAAUCGAGAAUAUGAGGCGUGCGCAAAAGGAGCUAGGCGUAUCGAUCCAGGGCCUGUUUAACGAAAGAGAAAAUGCUUACGGUGAAGUUCUUUCGAAAACGCGUGAUAACCAACAAAACCUCGCAGCCGAGCUCAAAGAAGAGAGGCGGAAAUAUCAGCGGCUGCAGGAUGAAAUGAAGAGCAACGAGGAGUUGCUCGAAGAGGAACGUUAUCACUGGGAGAUCAAGCGAGCGAAGCUUGACCAAGAGGCACGCACCGGUCGUCGUAGGAGGGAGAGCAUAGACAUGGAAUAUCAACAUAUUGACGAGGAAGAACUGCUCCUUAACGAGCAGUUGGAUGAGUUUCAACAUGCGAAUGAAGAGGACAUGUCGAAGACAUCGGAAAGCGUCCUUAGGCUGAGAAAGAGGGAGGUGGUAAAGCGAAAUAUACUUCCCUUUCUGGGAGUCUUAGCUGGAGUGGGCUUGACGGUUGCCGGAGCAGUGACUGGACUCAUUCCUCUGGCGGGUGCUGGCGUGGGAUUUACUGUUAGUAGCGCUAGUGGGAUGAAUCUGUCGCGGAAAAUUCGGGGUGAAGGGCCUUAUGAGAACGGCUCUCUCGCAGCGAACUCUUUCACGGCAGCCUUUCAUGGUGCGAGUGUUUCGGAUCUGAUCCUAGGCAAUAACUAG
Aspergillus pseudoviridinutans is the source of this 1086-nucleotide messenger RNA. RefSeq lists its product as uncharacterized. Lineage: Eukaryota; Fungi; Ascomycota; Eurotiomycetes; Eurotiales; Aspergillaceae. The record is from RefSeq and is a predicted model, not a curated record. The transcript has a single exon. Bases 1 to 1086 code for a protein of 361 amino acids.